Molecule: messenger RNA, 723 nt
Organism: Aspergillus melleus
Lineage: Eukaryota; Fungi; Ascomycota; Eurotiomycetes; Eurotiales; Aspergillaceae
Product: HD domain-containing protein
Exons: 1
Coding region: 1-723 (240 amino acids)
Source: RefSeq, a predicted model, not a curated record
AUGACCCUCUACACAACCCUAACCCCCUUCGUCAACACCUGCAUGGCCUCUCACGACCCAUCGCACAACCCAGCGCACGUGCACCGCGUCGUCUCACUGGCGCGCUCGAUCCUCCGCGCCGAACAGUCCCUCCAUCCCGAAAGGCGCUACUCCGCCGAAGUGGUCGACUUGGCGGCGUUGCUGCACGAUGUCGGUGAUCGGAAGUAUUUGGAGCAGGUGAGGGAGAUCAUUUCUGCCUCCACUUCAUCGACUGGGGCUGGGGACGGGUCUGGGGCCGCGAAGGGAGAAGUAGACGCCGACACGCUAGUCCUCCAGACACUUCUCUCGCACGGGGCGUCGCGCGAACUAGCGACGCGGGUCCAGACCAUCGUAUCGCAUGUAUCCUACACGAAAGAGAAGAAGGACCCGGAGGCGGUGCGCAAGUUGAUCGAGGAUGACGGGGACGUGGAGUUGGCGAUCGUGCAGGAUGCGGACCGGUUGGAUGCGUUGGGCGCGGUGGGGAUCGGGCGGUGUUUUACCUUCCUGGGGGCGCAGGGACGGAAGUUCGUCCCUGAGGGCGGGGCGUGGGAGAUGGGGAAUUCGAUCGAGCAUUUUCAGGAGAAGCUCGAGACGUUGGAGGGCAUGAUGAAGACGCAGACGGGGCGGGAGAUGGCCAGGGUGCGGACUCAACGGUUGGUGGAGUUUAGGGGGUGGUGGGAAGAGGAGAUGGCUCUGAUCGAGUAG